GAAAAAGAGUUUACGUAUGGUUGAAAUUUUCUCUUUCAUUUAUGUUUAAAAUUAAUGGUAAUUUUCUUGAUCUUUCCCCUUACGUUUUCCCAUAAUUUUUCAGAAUUGUACUAGAAGUGAUAAUGUCUUGCGCUGGCAGUCAGCAGCUAAGCGUGUUUCCCAAAAUGUACGUGUUAAAUUUUGAUGUCAUAUUUAUUUCAUUUUGAGCAUAUCUUUUUCAAUUACUUACUUAAAAGUCAUGUUUUUACUGAAAGUAUCAUUAAUCUUUGUAGGAAUCUGGUUCGGCAUAAAGCUCAGGUGCAACGGAAAAGCAUACAGAUAAAAACCCAGACAGUUCAAAUGUAGAAUCUGAUGAUGAUGACAACGAUGUAAGUUGUAUUGUGUAACUGUUUUAACUUAAGAAUAGUCUUGAUCAUGUCCAUUAUGAUACUGUUGAGUUAUAGCUUGCAUACCUUUCUCUAUUCAUUUUCUCCGAUUUUAUACUUAAAGGAUACUGCUUCUCCAUCAACAUCCAAAGGCUCUGAAAAGAAGAGGAAGCCUGAUUCCAAAACCAAAGAUGACAAGAAAAGAGAUCAGCCACCCCGAAAGAGAAAGAAGAAGACGGCAGAUGGUAAAAACAAGAAGCAAAGGAAAUCUGAUGGCAAGGAUGAUGAAGCAUCUCCUAGUAAAAUUUCAAAACCAUCUAACAAACAAGAAGGGAAAGACAAGGCAGACAAUUCGGAUGUUGAUGAUAGUGAUGUAAGUUCUUCAUUUGUAUUUAUUUAA
Messenger RNA from Frankliniella occidentalis (western flower thrips), 765 nucleotides. RefSeq names its product probable H/ACA ribonucleoprotein complex subunit 4. Bases 415 to 765 code for a protein of 116 amino acids. The record is from RefSeq and is a predicted model, not a curated record. The transcript is spliced from 3 exons. Lineage: Eukaryota; Metazoa; Arthropoda; Insecta; Thysanoptera; Thripidae.